Molecule: messenger RNA, 3231 nt
Organism: Thamnophis sirtalis
Lineage: Eukaryota; Metazoa; Chordata; Lepidosauria; Squamata; Natricidae
Source: RefSeq, a predicted model, not a curated record
CAAUGUUUGCUUUUUAGUUAUGGCAAAAAGAAAAGAAGGCCGUUUUUCAACACCAGUAUCCCGCAAAAGAGCUAGGCAAGAUUUCCUUGAUAGCUCUGAUGAAGAAGACCUUAGUGAAGAAUGCUCACAGCUAAUGAAUGACUUUAAUUCCGAUUCGCAGUUGGUCACAGGGGACGUUGGGAUAAUUGAAAGUAUUCAGCUGAAGAACUUUAUGUGCCACUCCAUGUUGGGACCAUUCAAGUUUGGAUCUAAUGUCAAUUUUGUGGUUGGAAACAAUGGAAGUGGGAAAAGUGCUGUACUAACUGCCCUGAUUGUAGGCCUUGGGGGAAAAGCCACAGUGACAAACCGAGGAUCGUCCUUGAAAGUAUUUGUGAAAGAUGGACAGAGUUCUGCAGAUGUUUCAGUCACUCUACGAAAUCGAGGUGAAGAUGCAUUUAAACCAGAGCAAUAUGGUGACAGUAUUACUAUAAACCAGCACAUAACCUCGGAGGGACAUCGUAGUUAUAAGCUGAAAAGCAAUACAGGAGUCUUAAUUUCUUCCAAGAAAGAAGAACUUACUGCAAUCCUGGAUCACUUUAAUAUCCAGGUAGAUAAUCCUGUCUCUGUACUCACCCAGGAAAUGAGCAAACAGUUUUUACAGUCUAAAAAUGAAGGUGAUAAAUACAAGUUUUUUAUGAAAGCAACUCAACUGGAGCAGAUGAAAGAAGAUUAUUCAUACAUCAUGGAAACUAAACAAAGAACAGCUGAUCAAAUUGAACAAGGAGGAGAGUUUCUUGAAGAACUGAGAAUGCAAUAUUUGGAGAAGGAGGAACGUUACAGAAGUAUUGCUGCUUUGAGCGAAAUGCAGAAUGACCUGCAGGAAUUGCAGCGUCAAAUAGCUUGGGCAAUGGUACGAGACACUGAAAAAGAAAUAAAAGCAAUCAGAGUGGAGGUUACUGCCCAAGAAGCGAAAACUGAUAAAUUCACUGACCGAGUGAAAGAAUGGCAGAAUAAAGUUGAUGCAGCAGAAGUUAAACACAGAACUAGGCAAGAUGAACUAGAGAAGAUAACCGAAGAAGCUCAAACUCUAGAACCAUCGUGUAUUGCUUUGAAAAAAGAAGUGGACUCAAAAAGAAAAGGAUACAACAAUGCAGAGGCAGCACAUAAUAGGUCUCAAGCUGAAUUGAAGCGUUUGUUAAAAGAUCAUGAACAACUGAACAAAAAAAUUGAAGAACUAAAAAAUAGUACUGAACAGAUGACAGCGCCUGAUAAAAUGGAAAAACAAAAAACAAUAGACAGCUUGAAAGAAAAGCUGAAGACAUUACAGAAUCAAGAUGAAUCUCUUGGUCAGCAGAUAACACAGUUUCAACAGGCUCUACGUUCAUACGAUGAAGAUUUUACUCGACUUAGACAGGAAGAAAGUGAAAUGAAAAAAAAGCUAGACUCUCAACAGCAACAGCUUAGACAAUUAAAGGAGAGUAAAACCAAUCGCAUGAAAAGAUUUGGAUCCUAUAUGCCAGACCUUUGUGAAGCAAUUGAUGCGGCUCAUGCUCAAGGGCAGUUUACAUACAAACCAGUAGGACCAUUAGGUGCUUUUAUUCAUCUGAAAGAUCCUGAACUAACUUUGGCUGUUGAAGCAUGCUUAAAACACCUGCUGCUUGCAUUUUGUUGUGACAAUCAUAAAGAUGAAAGAGCGUUGCAGGCAUUGAUGUCCAAAUACUGUCAAGCUGGUUUUCGACCUGCAAUUAUUGUUAUUCGUUUUCAGAACAGUGUUUAUGAUGUAAAGUCAAAGGCUGUUUUCCACCCUAACUUCCCAACAGUUUUGACGGCAUUAGACAUUGACAACGCAGUAGUAGCCAAUUGCUUAAUUGACAUGAGGGGUAUAGAGACUGUUCUGCUGAUUAAAAGUAAUUAUGAAGCUCGAAGAGUUAUGCAGCACAACAAGCCUCCUAAAUAUUGUAGGGAAGCUUUUACUGCUGAGGGUGAUCAGGUGUUUGAGGAAAGAUACUACUCUUCUGAAAAUAAAGGGCCUAGGUUUCUCAGCAGAGAUGUAGAAGCAGACAUAAGCAAUUUGGAGAGAGAAGUUGAGAACCGAAAAACCCAUCUCUCGACAAUACAACAACGAAUACGUUCUAUUGAAAUGAACAUUAAACAGAACAAACGCCAUCUGACUGAUCACCAUCAGCACAAAAAAGAGUUGCAGAUAACAAUGAGAAAAACAAACUUAGAAAUUACAGACCUUGAAAAUGUAGAAGAAUCAGUGGUCAUCUCUACAUUAGAAGAAGAAAUUCAUGAUAAUCAACAGAAGAUAGAAACGGUUAAGGAACGAAUACAUAAGCAGAAGAGGGAACUAGAGGAACUGAAAUGCCGUUUGCAAGAAGAAGAACAAAAAUGUGCAGCCAUCAAAGAGAAAAUUAAUCAAGUACAAGACGAAGUAGCUACAAUCAAGGAUGGAUUACAUCAGGCAGAGGAUGAACUGGAGAGAAGUAAAAACAAUCUAAAACAUUACGAAGAAAAAGAAAGGCUCCAUUUGGAAUCCAUAAAAGCAUUUAAACAUAAUGUAGCUACAAAAGAGGGAGAAUUAGAGGAAAUGAUUGCAAAGGCUUCAAAGAUCCAUCCAGAGCGAAUAGAAGUAACUAGGACUUAUAAAAGUCUGGAUACAGAAAUGAAUCGUUUGAGACAAAAAAUAAAUUCAGAAAGAGAACGUACUGGAGAUAGAGAAGAAAUAAUAAGACAACUUCAGGAAGCAAAAGAAAAAUACCAGAGUUCAGAAAGCAAAACCAAAAAUUUGAAGAAAUUCAUUAAACUAUUGGAUGAGAUGAUGGUUCAGAGACAUAAAACAUAUCUGCAUUUUAGAAGGUUUCUUACUAUGCGAUGCAAAAUUUACUUCGAUUCUUUGUUAAAUCAACGGUCGUAUUCUGGAAAAAUAGACUUUGACCACAAGAAUGAAAGACUUUCAAUUACUGUAGUUCUCAACGAACAACCACAGUUGAGCCCAAAAGUGCAACCUGGAAAUGGAAACAAGGCUGCUCUUGAUGAUAUGAAAUCACUCUCUGGAGGCGAACGGUCCUUCUCCACUUGUUGCUUCAUACUCUCCUUGUGGUCCAUUGCUGAAUCUCCUUUCAGAUGCUUGGAUGAAUUUGAUGUAUUUAUGGACAUGGUUAACAGGAGAAUUGCAAUGGACAUGAUGCUGAAGAUGGCAGACUCCCAACGUUAUCGGCAGUUUAUUUUGCUCACUCCUCAGAACAUGAG